Caenorhabditis remanei is the source of this 228-nucleotide messenger RNA. RefSeq lists its product as uncharacterized. Lineage: Eukaryota; Metazoa; Nematoda; Chromadorea; Rhabditida; Rhabditidae. The transcript has 2 exons. The record is from RefSeq and is a predicted model, not a curated record. Bases 1 to 228 code for a protein of 75 amino acids.
AUGAAGUUCUUCUCUGCUGCUGCUUUCGUCGCCGCUCUCGUCGCUUCUGGAAAUGCUUGCCUCGGAGGAGGAGGUGGUGGUGGAUGCUGUCCACCAGCCCAGCCAAGCUGUGGAAAUCCAUGCGGAGGAGGAGUCGGACCAGCACCAAUUGGACCAGCUGCUUAUCCAGUCGCUCCACCACCAGCCUAUGCUGCUCCAGCUGGAGGAUACCCAACUGCUGGAAAGUAA